This is a messenger RNA of Plasmodium inui San Antonio 1, 1140 nucleotides long. Its product is annotated as inorganic pyrophosphatase. Gene Ontology annotation, biological process: phosphate-containing compound metabolic process. Gene Ontology annotation, cellular component: cytoplasm. The record is from RefSeq and is a predicted model, not a curated record. The transcript is spliced from 3 exons. NCBI's taxonomy places the organism in Eukaryota, Apicomplexa, Aconoidasida, Haemosporida, Plasmodiidae. Gene Ontology annotation, molecular function: magnesium ion binding; inorganic diphosphate phosphatase activity. Bases 1 to 1140 code for a protein of 379 amino acids.
AUGAGCAGCGCAGUGAUGAAGCCAAGCAAUGGUGAAAUGCCAAAGAGGAAGGAGGUGGAAAAGGAUAUGGAAGAGAUCGAAGAGGAGGUGAAAAACGAGUACCAAGUAGAGACAAACAAAGAGCUACAAGUCAACUUAAACUUCCACAAUAACAACAUCAUAUCGAAUAUAUUUUCAAAUUUGAGUCUCUUUGAUUAUAUAACAAACAUCUUCACGAUUAACGAAAAGACCUAUAUGUUAAAAUAUUGCAAUAAGCUAAAUGAGGACAAUUUCUACAUUUCGUAUUUCCAAAAAGUGAAUGACAAAUUUGCUCAGAUAUCCCCAUGGCAUGACAUCGAUUUGGUCAAUGAAGACGGAACGUACAACAUGGUCGUCGAGAUUACAAAGUACAAUUAUAUAAAAUUGGAGAUUCAGUUGACAGAAAAUUUUAAUGUCAUUAAGCAGGAUACGAAGAAGGGGAAGCUUCGCUAUUACCACAACUCCAUUUAUUGGAACUAUGGCGCCUUGCCCCGCACGUAUGAAUAUCCCAAGCAUAUUUACAGCUGCCAGACGGGGGACAACCAGGACUUGUUCUUCACGGGGGACGACGACCCCCUGGACGUGGUGGACGUGGGCCAAAACAGCCUCAAAAUGGGGCAGAUCGUCCCAGUCAAGGUCCUCGGAGCGUUCACCCUAAUUGAUGAGGGACAGCUGGACUGGAAGAUCAUCGCCAUCAAUAAAUACGACAAACACUUCGACGACGUGAACUCUCUGGAAGACGUGCAGAAGUACUACCCCUCCACACUGAACAUGCUCCUGGAGUGGUUUCGCUCGUACAAAAUGGCCGAAUCGAAAAAAUUAAACAUAAUCUCAAAAAAAUUGUACAACAAAGAAGAGAGCGAAGGCUUGAUUCAGAAGACGCAUGAAUAUUACUGUGAGUUUCUGCGCGAUGUGAAGAACUUGGAAUGUGAUCAGUCCAGUCAAAGCACCUGUGGAAAUAGCACAAAACAGCAUUCAGGAAGUAGUGACCUCAGCUCGAGUACACUUCCAAAGAAAUCUCAGGACGAUUCUCUUUACAAGAGUCUUCUGCAGGAUAUAAGCAUUUCCUACCAUAUGCCCGACACGACGUACAGGCCGAACGAGAACAUAUGGAUCCACUGA